CAUGAAACACCGUUACAACGUCUACCGCCGGCAACCGACGUCCGUCGACUAAGCCGCAUUUGCCAUUGUACAUCACAACAAACGCGCUCAUUAGCAUUCCGCCCCAUCCUGCAUUCGGAUUGGCUGAGCUGCCGGUAUCACACCCUCAAACCCAUGCCAAGUACACCCCUCUGGACCCUGGACCUGAACGGGCUCUUAUUGGUUGGGCUCAAGGGAACGAGGAGGCCCAGGCUGUUAAAAGGUGGCAGCUGUGAUGUUGGUUAGGAGAGGAGUGAGAAGAAGCUAAUUUCAUCAACAGGGCUACAUGUUGUUUUUCACCAUUGUCAUCAAAAUGCCCAGUUCUCUCCGCCUGCUCAUCCUGGUGACAGCAUUGGUGGUGGUAGCAGUGGUAGAAGCGUUAGCAUCUAGGAAUCCAUACCGAGUCCACACAAAGCCCACUAAGAGGCCUCAGGGUGGAGAAAGCCCCUCACAGCUGCCCUCCCGUGUGGGGGCUCGCCACACUACCACCGCCACUGCCAUCCACUCCAGCAGUGCAGCCGCUGAGGAGACCACAGACUCCAUCACGGAUGCAUAUUCCCUGUCUCCCACUGACAGCACCACCUACGCUAGUGAUGCUUACUCUUCAGACUACCACACUGAGGCAAUGCUGCCCCCUGGAGUGGGUCAAAGGAAUUACACCCUGGACUACAACGAGUGCUUCUUCAACUUCUGUGAGUGCUGUCCACCUGAGAGAGGCCCUCCUGGACCCACUGGAGAGAAGGGGUCAUCAGGUGGUCCAGGGCAGAAGGGUGAGGGGGGACUUCAGGGACCAAUAGGGCCAGCUGGACCCCCUGGAGCUCGUGGACCGCAAGGAGAAAAAGGAGAUCGAGGUGAUGCUGGAGAGAAGGGGCUGCCGGGAAUUCCAGGACUUGCUGGGAUGCGUGGGGAUAAGGGUGAGGCAGGACUUAAAGGAGACAAAGGAGACAUCAGUUUGCCUGGACUGAAAGGUGACCCUGGAGAAAGAGGGGAACCUGGACAGAAUGGCACCAAGGGAGAGAUGGGUGAGCCCGGCAUGCACGGUCUCAUGGGACCUGCCGGACUGGAUGGAAUGAAGGGGGAAAAAGGUGAAAAGGGAGAAAUGGGAGAAGAUGGUGGUGGCGAGAAGGGUGAGAAAGGUGACAGAGGUGAACCUGGGCCACCAGGACCAAAGGGGGACAUGGGCAUCCCGGGAUUCAAUGGCACUCAUGGGUCUCCUGGGACUGUGGGUGAGAAAGGAGACCCAGGGCCACAAGGUGCCCAGGGGGAGCCUGGCACAAAGGGACCACCUGGACCACCAGGGCAAAGAGGUAUGUCUGGUAUGAAAGGGGUCCGAGGUCUGAAAGGUAUGAGGGGCCUAAGGGGAGUGAAGGGAUCCAAAGGGGAACCUUUCAUUCAGAAACGUUCGGCUUUCAGCGUGGGACUCUUCCCAAGCAGGUCCUUCCCGCCUCCUGGCCAGCCCGUCAAAUUUGACAAGGUCAUCUAUAAUGAGGAAGGCCACUGGGACCCCAACAUCAGCAAAUUCAACUGCACUUAUGGCGGCGUCUAUGUCUUUUCCUACUAUAUCACCGUGCGCAAUCGUCCUUUGCGGGCAGCUCUGGUGGUUAACGGGGUUCGUAAAUUGCGUACCCGUGACUCCCUCUACGGCCAGGAUAUCGACCAGGCAUCCAACAUGCUGCUGAUCCGACUGUCCUCUGGUGACCAAGUGUGGCUGGAGACGCUGCGGGACUGGAAUGGUGUUUAUUCCAGCAGUGAAGAUGACAGUACCUUCUCUGGGUUCUUACUGUUCGCGGAUGCCACUAAGGACUAACUUCUGAGACCUUCGCUUGACUGCUUCUCUGAUCAGUGCCUGUUGUCUAGGCGUGCCUUGAAAGCCACCUAUUUUACUUGAGCCUUGUACUGAAACACGCUUACUAACAGCAACUGAAGAGCUACUAAUCACUCUGCUUUGUGCAUUAUCAUCAGAAACUGAUGUCAGAGUGCACCUUCAGGGAUGGUUUUCGAAAAACCAUUACUUGUAGUCAUAGACUGAAAAAAGGAUGUUCAUUGGAGAGGAGAUAUGUGGCACUGCUAUUAUACAUAUUUUCCUGCUCGUACAAUAAAACCCAUUGCACUUCA
Messenger RNA from Pygocentrus nattereri (red-bellied piranha), 2133 nucleotides. RefSeq names its product otolin 1a (gene otol1a). Gene Ontology annotation, molecular function: protein binding. The record is from RefSeq and is a predicted model, not a curated record. The coding region runs from base 305 to 1825 and encodes 506 amino acids. NCBI's taxonomy places the organism in Eukaryota, Metazoa, Chordata, Actinopteri, Characiformes, Serrasalmidae. The transcript is spliced from 6 exons.